AUGUUCAAUAACUUUAAGCGAAACAUGCGAAUAUUGAAUAAGGAUAUGGUGGAGACUUCUUGGCUGAAAUGUCUAAUUGACGAUAUUCCAAAGCAGAAGCACAUACUUAUUCUUUCAAGAUGUCUUGAUGGAGAACUCAAUAAUCUAAGCUCUUAGGAGGCGCUCAAGAAAAUCAUACUUAGGAUGCAGCACCCUCAAAAAACUAUCACUGCUCUUAAGUCCUACUAUUUGGUUCAUGUGCUUAGACAAUUUUUAGGCCCCUAUGUGACUGAUAAAACAAUUGAACUUUCGCAAAAGAGUGCUGCCGAUGCUGUACUCUAAAGUGUCGCAUUUCUCUAUUGUAGUUACCUUAAGAAUUUCUCUAACAAUUACGAAUAGAUCAACAUCCUGUAUAAAAUGCAUAGAUAACUUGAAGUUCUCAUUCUUAAGUUAGACGUGCCCAUAGUAAAGUGCAUAACCAUUAAAUUAAUAAUCGACAUCAUAUUCUUAUACGAAUCCCUAAAUAAAUAGGAUGACUAAGCCCAAAGGAUCAGAGCCAUUAAAUAAAUUAAAAGAUUUUUAGAGAUUAGGAAAUUGCUCGAGCUUCCUGAUGAAUUGCUCUACAAACUCAAUACUCUCAAUUUCAACGAGAUCGACCAGAAAAUUACCUUUCAAAUACAACCUAUCGAAAAUAACUACUUUGAAAACAAGCCCAAGGUUCCUCACAGAGAAGCCUUAAAACUAGACAUGAAAUGCAUUAAUCAAAGGAAGCUCAGCACUUCUGCAAAUGAUUGGGAGGAUCAAUCUGAAUUUCAAAUUUAAUAAUAGCAAUUUCAUAAAAGUCUAUAGCCCAGUCCGAAUCGCAGAAGAACCGCUUCGCAAACUCCUAAUAGAACCACCUCAAUAAGGGAUAAUUUCUUUAUUCCAUCAUAAGGGCCUCUUUCCUUUAUUAUGAUGUCAUGA
Paramecium tetraurelia is the source of this 942-nucleotide messenger RNA. RefSeq lists its product as uncharacterized. NCBI's taxonomy places the organism in Eukaryota, Ciliophora, Oligohymenophorea, Peniculida, Parameciidae. The transcript has 2 exons. The record is from RefSeq and is a predicted model, not a curated record.